This is a messenger RNA of Cydia pomonella (codling moth), 1293 nucleotides long. Its product is annotated as histone H1.1, embryonic-like. Gene Ontology annotation, molecular function: structural constituent of chromatin; DNA binding. Bases 159 to 848 code for a protein of 229 amino acids. The record is from RefSeq and is a predicted model, not a curated record. NCBI's taxonomy places the organism in Eukaryota, Metazoa, Arthropoda, Insecta, Lepidoptera, Tortricidae. Gene Ontology annotation, cellular component: nucleosome. The transcript has a single exon. Gene Ontology annotation, biological process: nucleosome assembly.
UAUUCAUUAUUAAUAUUAUAGAAUAAAAACACAAGCUUAAUGAGGGUAGAAAAGAAACUCAAAUUUAAAACUACCCGCGGGUCUCUUUACGGUAAAGCUUCCUCCUUAUUAACCAAGCUCAAAAUAAGCGCAAAACUUUGCUCAACUUCACUUCAAAGAUGUCACGUUACGACAAUAUGUCAGACUCCGACGUCGAAAUUAAAAGAAUACCUCCAAUGAAGCCCGUCAAAAAACCACCGAACAGCCCAACAGAAGAGUUACUUAAAGCUCACGAAAAAAAGGUCACCACCAAAGCGAUGAUCCACGAAGCUUUAAGCGAACUUAAAACGAGAAAAGGAGUUUCAAUACAAGCUAUCAAGAAGUACAUGGAAGAAAAAUAUUACGUUAAAACGGAUAAAGUCAAGUAUCUGAUCAAAAAAGCCUUGAAAAGUGGUGUUGAAGAUGGCAGUAUAGUGCAACUGAAGGGAAUAGGAGCGUCCGGAUCCUUCAAGUUGGCACCUGUUAAAGAAAAAACUAAGAAGAAACCAAAAACGCAGAAAGAAAAACCUAAAAAUGAGAAGACUACUAAAGAGAAAUCUAAAGAAAAACCAACGAAGGAUAAAAAAGAGAAAAUGGUAAAGGAAAAAGCGAAGAUAGAUAAAAUGAAGGCUGUGAAAAAAGUCAAAAUUGAUGUAAAAGAUAAGGAAAAGAAGACAGAAAAACCGAAAGAUAAGAAGAAAGCUGAUUUGAAGGAGAAGAAAACUAAAACGGCAGCCACGCCAGCUAAGAAGAAAGCAACCAUGAUGAAGAGGAAAAGCAUAGGAUCUAUCAUUAAAGCACCCAGGAUGAAGCCGAAAUUAAAAGCUUAGUGACUUUUGAAUAUUAAGAAAGCAUCAAGGACAGCUGGAUGAAGAAACAUCUAGAAAUGGAUUAUUUUCUAGAACUAAUUCCGACGAUUUUUUUAUAUGUUUUGAGUUUGCUUUCAUCAAGACGAAGGCGAAUGUUUGAAUUUGAAUGUAGUGCAAUGCGAAUUACUAUUAAAAUCUUGUUGUAAUAUUCAAUAUGUAAAAAAAAUAUAGUAAACUUAAUAUUUAAUGACUUUAAUAGCGAUUAUGUACCUAUAUUUAACUGCUUUAUGUUGUGUAAGAUUGUGCAAUAUUGCAAUACGAAUUAGUAUAAAAAAGUACAAUGCGAUUGUUAAUUUGAAUGUUGAAUGCUAAUUUUUGUAUAUGUUUUGAAUGUUGAUCAAUGCUAAUUUUAAAUAUAUCUCGAUAAGUGUAUCGCAGUGUAAAUAAAAGAUUAUAAUGCACAAAA